AUGCACCUUGUCGAGAUCCAGGCCGGCGGUACACCUUGCCUGAAAACCAACGUCACUGAAGAUACGGAGGAUGUCCCUCCUUAUGCAAUUCUGUCGCACACAUGGGCACUAAACAAUGCGGAGGAAUUCACUUUUCAGGACGCAAAAUCUGGAUCUGUGGACAAGCCUGGAUACGUCAAGAUCAAAUUUUGCCAGAAGCAAGCAAUCAAAGAUGGUCUGCGAUACAUUUGGGUCGAUACUUGCUGCAUCGACAAGACAAAUCAAGUCGAGGUCUCCGAAGCCAUUAUAUCCAUGUUUCGGUGGUAUCAGGAAGCCAAGAAAUGCUAUGUUUACCUCUCCGACGUCUCGUUCAGUGGUAAUGGUACAGAACAAGAUAAAAUCCAAUGUGAGUCAGAUUUUCGAAGAAGUAGAUGGUUUACCAGAGGCUGGACACUUCAGGAGUUGUUGGCACCUCGAACAGUCGACUUCUUCUCUCGGGAAGGACGUUAUCUAGGGAAUAAAACCACUCUCAGCCAGCAAAUCCAUGAGAUUACAGGACUUCCGCUCCGUGCGCUCCACGGUACGCAUCUGGCCACUUUUAGCGUUGAGGAGCGCAUGCGGUGGGCUGCCAGGCGUCAAACCAAGAGAAAAGAGGACCAAGCAUAUUGCCUUCUCGGUAUCUUCAAUGUUUUUCUACCACCCUUAUACGGAGAGGGUGAUAAUGCUUUCAAUCGGCUCAGAAAAGAGAUUAAUGAACAUUUGAGAGUCCGCACUCAAGUCGAGACAUUCUACUCCGAGGCUCUCAAGGCUGGCGGGACGGACAAUGGGGCGCCGGGAGUCAGAUCGAUGUGUCAUCCCAAUUACUACGGUGCUUGCGUCAUCAGUCCUGCGGGACAUAACAUUGAGGCGGUCGCGCACUCGGCAGCUACGUGA
Exophiala viscosa is the source of this 912-nucleotide messenger RNA. Its product is annotated as heterokaryon incompatibility protein-domain-containing protein. Bases 1 to 912 code for a protein of 303 amino acids. The record is from RefSeq and is a predicted model, not a curated record. Lineage: Eukaryota; Fungi; Ascomycota; Eurotiomycetes; Chaetothyriales; Herpotrichiellaceae. The transcript is spliced from 2 exons.